Molecule: messenger RNA, 7908 nt
Organism: Amphiprion ocellaris (clown anemonefish)
Lineage: Eukaryota; Metazoa; Chordata; Actinopteri; Pomacentridae
Gene: cntn2
Product: contactin 2
Exons: 23
Coding region: 16-3438 (1140 amino acids)
Biological process (GO): cell-cell adhesion; brain development
Molecular function (GO): cell-cell adhesion mediator activity
Source: RefSeq, a predicted model, not a curated record
UGUGCUUUAUGUGAAAUGCUGAGCAGGUUCCUUGGAGCAGAGCUCCAGGAUGAGGCCGGAUGUGCUGCUGCUGGAUGCUGGCGGCUUGACAGGAGAGAGGAGCGCAGAAGGAAGGGAGGGAGGGAGGCUGGCCGUCCUUCAUACAGCUCCGGUAGAGGAGGAGAGGAGAGGAGAGAACAGAGCAUCCCAGGAAGGAGGAGAAGGAGGGAGGACACACCGAGGCUCCUGGCAGCAUCACCGCCUCCUGCGCUCCGUCCGCGGCUCAGAGAGAAAAGCUUCUUCUCGAGAUACAGUGAACACGUUUCCUUCUGGAUCCAGAUGAUGGAGCUCCUGCUGUGUCUGCUGCUCCUCGGCUCAGUGGUCCUGGAGGAGGCUGUUGGUGGAGAUGUGUGUGUGUCCGGACAUGACAGUGGGCCAGUGUUUGAAGAACAGCCCAGCAGCUUAAUUUAUCCUGAAGGCCUGACGGAAGGAAAGGUGACCCUGAGCUGUCAGGCCAGAGCCAGUCCAGCUGCUUCCUACAGGUGGCUUCUGAAUGGCACUGAAGUCCCUCUGGGUUUGGAUCGAUACACGCUGGUGGCCGGCACCCUGGUGAUCAGCGGCCCUGAGCCUCUCAGAGACACCGGCUCGUACCAGUGUCUGGCCAUCAACCGCUGUGGAACCAUCAUCAGCAGAGCAGCGAACCUCAAGUUUGGUUACCUUCAUGACUUCCCUCCAGACAGCAGGAGUCCUCAGACAGCAUAUGAGGGUGUAGGAACUUUCUUGGCCUGCCAGCCUCCACCACAUUACCCAGCUCUGUCCUACCGCUGGUUAAUCAACGAGUUUCCCAACUUCAUCAGGAAGGACGAUGGGCGCUGGUUUGUAUCACAGGUCACCGGGAACCUGUAUGUGGCCAAAGCAGAGCCCAAUGACACUGGGAACUACUUCUGCUUCACCACCAUCAACAUGGACAUUAGCACCAAGAGCACCUUCAGCAAGGCCAACCAGCUCACUGUACUUCCAGAUGCCAGUCCCAGGAAGUCCACUCCCAGUAUUAAAGUGCGUUUCCCAGCAGAGACCUAUGCCCUGGCUGGACACACUGCCCAGUUAGAGUGCUUUGCUUAUGGAAAUCCAGUCCCAAAGCUUCGAUGGAGGAAAGCUGAUGGUUUGAUGCCAUCAAAGGCAGGCUUCUCUGUUGAGGGUCCCACUCUCACCCUGCCUGACCUCUCCUUCGAUGACGAGGGUAUUUAUGAGUGUGAAGCCUAUAACUCAGAGGGAAGUGACACAUACCAGGGACGCAUCAAUGUGCAAGCUCAGCCAGAAUGGUUGCAGGUGAUGAGUGACUCAGAGGUGGAGAUCAGCUCAGAGCUUCACUGGAGCUGUGUGGCUGCUGGAAAACCACGACCUUCCAUACGCUGGCUACGCAACGGACAGCCAAUCAGCACACAGGACCGGGUGGAGGUGAACGGAGCUCAUCUUAAGAUCAGUAACCUGGCCCUGGAGGAUUCUGGGAUGUACCAGUGUGUGGCUGAAAACAAGCAUGGCACCGUCUACUCCACUGCUGAGCUCAGAGUCCAAGUUCAGGCCCCAGACUUCAGGCUGAACCCAGUCAGGAGGCUGAUCCCGGCUGCUAGAGGGGGGCAGGUGAUGAUUGAGUGUCGUCCUCGAGCCGCCCCAAAGCCCAGCCUGUUCUGGAGUCGGGGGACGGAGCUUCUCACCAACAGCAGCAGAGUGACAGUAACUCCAGACGGCAUCUUGUGGAUCCACAACAUCAGCAGAGCAGAUGAAGGGAAAUACACCUGCUUUGCUGAGAACUACCUGGGAAAAGCCAACAGCACUGGACACCUGUCAGUCAGAGAUGCUACUAAGAUCACGCUGGCACCCUCCAAUGCUGACAUUAAUCAGGGAGAGAACGUGACCCUGCAGUGCCAUGCCUCCCAUGACCCCACCAUGGACCUGACCUUCACUUGGGCCCUCAAUGGAGUCCUGCUGGACUUGGAGAACUCUGCUGGGCCAUACCACCGGGUGGAGGGGAAGGAGAACAUUGGCGACCUGUUAACGGUGAAUGCUCAGCUGAGUCAGGCGGGGAUGUACACCUGUACAGCUCAGACCGUGGUGGACAGCGCCUCUGCUUCAGCUAAGCUAGUGGUUCGAGGCCCCCCAGGACCUCCUGGAGGUCUACUGGUGAAGAACGUCGCUGAGACGUCGGUGGAGCUCCGAUGGAGUCGUGGCUACGAUAACCACAGUCCCAUUGGAAAAUAUAUCAUCAUGGGCAGGUCAAGUCUCUCAUCAGAGUGGAAGAAGAUGAGGACAGAUCCAGUGAACAUUGAAGGGAACGCUGAGUCUUCUCGUGUGAUGGGACUCAUGCCCUGGAUGGAUUAUGAGUUCCAGGUCAUUGCCAGCAACAUCCUGGGCAGCGGAGAGCCCAGCAUGCCAUCCCAUAUCAUCCGCACACAGCAAGCAGCUCCCACGGUGGCCCCCAGUGGACUGGGAGGAGGAGGAGGAGACCACCAUGAGCUCAUCAUGACCUGGACGCCCAUGGCCAGAGAGUACCAGAACGGGGACGGCUUUGGCUACAUCUUGGCAUUCAGGAAGAAAGACACGUCAUGGACAGAGGUGCGAAUUCCCCACGUGGAGUCAUCUCGAUACGUCUACUACAACGAGAGCCUGACGCCAUACAGUCCGUUUGAAGUGAAGAUUAAAGCUUACAACCGCAGAGGAGAAGGUCCAUUCAGUCAGAUAGCUGUGGUCCACUCUGCAGAGGAAGAGCCAACAGUGGGACCUCUAAACAUCAACGCCACAGCGCUGUCCGCCUUUGAGAUCCAGGUUUCAUGGGAACCUGUCCAGCAGCUGAGUGCCAGCGGCAUCCUCCGAGGAUAUGAGAUCCGGUAUUGGAGACAGCAUGAACGGGAAGCAGCAGCGGAUCGAGUGAGGACAGCAGGACUGGAACCAACAGCCAGGGUGUCUGGACUGCGACCCAGUACUCGAUACCAUGUGGCUGUUCUGGCAUACAACAGCGCUGGCACCGGGCCGCCCUCACCACGCACCACCGUCACCACCAGGAAACCCCCUCCAAAUCGUCCUCCUGGCAACGUGUCCUGGAAGGCUCACGGCUCCUGGGUCACGGUGAGGUGGGACCAUGUGACCGCCAUGCACAACGAGUCAGCUGUUCUGGGCUACAAAGUCCUGUACAAACACGAGGACCAGGCAGCUCUGAAGUUUCUGGACAAGGCGAAGUCUUCAGUGACCCUGCCGCUGCCCAAAGACAACGGCUACGUCGUGUUGGAGAUCCGGUCCUGGGGCGAGGGGGGGGACGGGCCAGCUCAUGAGAUUAUCGUGUCCCGAGACUCAGGAACCGGUAUGAUGGUCCAGAAGGAUUCCUCCUCCAUCCCGUCCAGUCAUCCUCUCCUCCUCCUUGCUGGCUGGGCUCUCCUCACCCUCUCAUCGCUGGCAGGCCUGUGAUCGCAGCCGGUCUGUGGACUCUAACGGUGGCUGGAGUUUGAAGCUCUCCUGUGUCUCAGCUGGUGUUGUGGGUCAGGACGGGGUCCGGUGCAGGGGGUGGGGGGGUUGGGAAUGAGUUUCUGUUUUUUUUAUAAUAAGAACAAAGAGGUGUUUUUUUAUAAAUGUCAGAGUGGGUUGAAGGGGAACAGUAUUAGUGUUCCGUUGUCAGUAUAAACCAUGCCUUAUGGGGACCAUCACAUCAUUCCUGUCUUCUCCAAACUGUAGCUGGAGAGACAUGGGCUUCAGGUCUAGAUUACUCAUAGAAUCAGUGGUGUGUAUAGCCUGUACAGAUCCACAUGUGAUGUGUGUGUUCACACUGGGAGCAACCUGAACUCUACUGUCUUGUUAUAAUGAAUGCCAGUUGGUCCAUGUGUCACUUCCUUUGUGGAGGAAUGUCUUUCACAAAAAUGAGUAGAAAGUAGAAUUGUCCACAGCAGAGCUUCAGGAGCCAGAAAUCACCAGCCAGAAACAGACAUUCAUAUUAUUAAGUUUUAAAUGCUUGGUCACACCUCACAGCUGUCCAUGAACACUAGGGAGUAGAAUCACAGCCGAACGCCUCAUUCUAACUAUCUCUGUGUAGAUUUAACUGGGAGUCCAAUCCUUCAUUUGGGAAUUAGUUACAUUUGUCUCAGGUACAUUGAAAGUUUGCAGUGGUUUCUGGACAGACCAGCUGGUGUCUCAGAGGUUGGAAAACUAAUUUAUUAACAGACUCUUCAGCUGCUUGACUGUUGAUGUGCAAACACUGCAGAAGUCUAAUCAACAGGAACUAGUUUAGUCAGUUUGCCACAUGCUAGCUGUGUAACAUACAUCCCAGAAUAUCCCACUAAACCCCUCACUUAUUCCUCAGCAUGUACAGUGCGUGUGUUUGUGUCUCAGUAGUGCCCCAUGUGGAUUUUCCAUAAAACUGGACAGUAAGAACCCACAUAACUACCCUCUCUCCCAUCAUGACUGUUUCUAUCAUUCAGAAAGAAAUUCAUGUCCUUCCUUGAAUAACAGGGAGCAGAGUCAGUAAAUCACACUAAACUAUGGAAAUUAAACCAAACUGUGUAGGCGAAGGAGAACAAGUAGGAAACAAAUUCUGCCACUAUUUUCUUAAACUGUUCAUCUGUGCAACUAGCAGAUAAAUGGGUUGUUUUUAAUGAGGCCCUGUGGUGUGAACUCCCAAAGUGGAAUGCUGCUGUUCCUAAAACCAGAUAAUUAAAGUCAUAGUUGAAGUUUACCACUUAACCAUCAGCAUUUUUACUAAAAGUGUCUGUUCAGUGAAAACAGUCUGCAGAACGCAGUGAUUCUACAAAUAUAUGUCUCGACAGAAAAGGAAAAAAUACCACUUUUAGUAAGGAACUAUUGUUGCUUUAACAUCUUAAAACAGUUUAUCCUGUAUGAGGCUCUGUGCUUCUGUUAAAGGAGGGAGGUUUCAUUUAAGUCCAUUAAUAAAACAACCAUAAAAUGUCAGUGACCUCAGAGAUUUCCUUGAUUGUAUUCACAGACUGCAUCAGGUUGCAUCAGCAGUUUCUUCUACAUGAACCAGUUUGUCACCAGUCAGAUGUGACUGCUGCAGUUCUCCUGUUGGUCUUCUGCCUUACUGGAACAGGUUCUGACUGCUGGUCUUGUUGCUCACAGUUUGAACGCAGAAGAUCACUAAACAUCCGACUUCAGUAAACUUGCAGCUGUAAUUAGAGCAAAUGUCAGAACCGCGUCACUGCUCCCAACGAAUGUGUCCAUUUUUUGUUAGUUUCAUUUUGAGGGAGGUGAAAUUGGAUUGAUAAACUGGAGUUUUACAUGAUUAGUUUACAUUAUUUGUGCCUGUUUCCAUUGAAAGGUUCUGCCAGCGUAUAAAAAAUUCUUGUGUUUAUUGGAUUUUUAUAGCAGCUUUUCUGCUGAUGGGCUGAUAUGAAAAGAAACCUGAUAGACGUGAAAGAGGCAAAGUUCUCAGAGUGCAGUAAACAGAUAUCAGGAUCUGUCAGCUCUUGUGUAACAUCCCCGCUUCACUCCAGUUCCAGGAAGGAUGUCUGUAAUUUCUGUGAUUCAUAAGUACAGACAGUAGACAUCAAGUGCUUACAAAUCAGUGUUACUUUGUGUUGCCUUAUUUAUUGUGUGCUUGUUGUUGAUGAAGCUGGUUUCUGUAACUCACUUACGUUUAAAGUGGAGCUGAUGCUUUGGGUUCAGGUUGGUGUCUUAGAGGCAGGAGCUGUAUUCAGAUUUCUAUAAUUACAAUAAACCCACAAAUUACACCCCCCUGUCUAUUUUCCAUUCAGCUAUUACUGUAUGCUAUUCUAUUCUCAGUUCAUGUUAGUGCUACAGAUCUUUGGCAACGUAGUAAACAUCCAUCCAUCAUCUAUACACCUUAAAACCUUUAUUAGGAGGCUGGAGUCUAUCCCAGCUGACUGAGGGUGAAGACAGAACACACCUGGACAGGUAACAGUCUAUCACAGGGCUACACACACAGACAAACACAUUGUUCUUGUUGGAGGUAAAUAAAUGUUUUUAGUGAGAGUCAUGGUGGUGAUGAUAAAGAUCUUCCUCUCCUGUUCUAAUAGACCAGAUUAUUUUCAGGAUUUCAUCUUUUUCUGACCUGAACCCUCUUGUGCUGUACUUUUAUUGACCUCAGUCUUUGCCAAACCUUCUCAAAGUAAGCAGGAAAUAUGAGUUGUUCAUUUAAUUAGGGACCCUAACUAGCAUUCAGUCACAUGUUUGUCCCUCCAUGACCUGGAUCAGGUACUAAUCACUGCUAGUCUGUCACUAAAGGCCUUCCUAACAUCUUAUUCAGUAGUAGUUCUUUUCCAAACAGUGACUUACUAAGUUUGUCCACUCCAUUCAAACACAGUGAUGGUCUGGCAUGUAGAGCUGUGGUAAUGUUUAAGCCAGCUACUAAUAAUGACUGAGUCCAAUCACACGGCAUUUGAUAGUUUGAACUCUGAGGACAAAAAGAUCUCAUCUAGAGAUCAUUUAUCCGACGCGUUUUCAAGCAUUACUUCCUGAUUAGUAAUCCUGUUCACGAUUGAAUCAAUGAUAAAAGAUCCUGUUGUUGUGUUUAAGGAAUGAUCACAGUGUGGGUUCAUGUCAGCUCUAUAUGAAGGUACAAUAACAGUCAUUAGUAGAGAGAAUAACAGUAAACUCUAUGAAAGUAAGUCCAGUCUAGUCACCGUUCCAUGCAGUGUGCACACUUCUUUCUAAGGAUAUUGUACCUUGAGUUUAGGCUGUCCCAUCCAGUAGCAUGAAAGCUGUCUUUUGUGGUUCCUCCAUGGACAUUUAUUAUCAGAAGAGAAGCCGUGAUGUAUGGAACCAAACCGAGCAGAGGCUGGAGGACCUGAAUGACCAGAAACAACCCCUGGAGGCCACUCAGUGGACCUACGGCUCAUAAUAAGCUGCUGGAGCAAACCAUUCAUGUUUUAUAGAGACCACGUUCAUGUGAGGACAGUCCCACUCUCAGCUUCUUAGACAUUUCCAAACCCAAAGCAUCGCAGGUUAGUGAGCGACAGGAAACUGCAGAAUGAAUCAUUUAUUUAUACAGAUUCACCAUUCUGUUGCCUGGUCAGCAUGGAUGGGUUUUCUACACUCACACAAAUAAAACUACAAAACGAGAAAAAACAGAAGACUAAGUACUAUAGGCGUGUUUAAAAGGGACAGAAUCUGUGUGGGUUUGAGAAAGAGGACUGAAGUUGAAUCUAACUGGUUGGAUCUAAAUGAACGUUUCUUCUUUUACUAAUUGAAUUUUAAAGUUUGCUUUAUUGUAUUGGAAUAUUUGAAUGGUCUGGACAACCAAAACAUUUCUGUGUUAACGUUUUCCUUUGCAGGUGGUUGAAUGAUAGACCACUUGAUUUUACAGGGGUGUGUUUUUUAUUUAUAUGUCGUUCAUAUUUUACACCAAAAUGCUCUUCCUUUAUCAUCAGACUUAAUUUAGUUUGGGUUUGGAGAACCGAGGUUGAAGGUAAACUUCAGUAAGCAGUUAGUCUGGAAAUCACUGAGUCCACACAUGUUGAAUUCACUCUGUAGGCAGAUAGCUGUAGAUAUUAUCUUUGCUGUUCACAUCCUUACAUUCUGGAGGCUCAUCCUGGUUUAAUCCCCCUUUAAAAACACAACUGUCACCGUCUUUCACUAACAUGUUAAACAUCACAGCGCUGUUUAUUUCUGGACAUGCUUUCAGAACCACUGAAUGACGUCCUGGUUUGUGUUCUUGUGCUUUAUUCUGUACAAAGUGUUCUCUCGACGCCUUCAGUGUUCCCUGCAGAGUGUCUGUUCCCCAUCACUCAGUGUUCUGUCAGAUUCACAUCUACUGCUGGACUCUCAGAUUCAUCCCUCCAUCAGGUGGAGCCAGCGAGUCCGUGGUUCAUGUGGACUGAAAUGUGACAGAUCAUGUUGCAGACGUGAUUAAAUGGAAACGGAGGGACGCUGAUUGUAAAUAUGAUUUCAAAUAAACACCUUUUGAUUGUA